Limanda limanda (common dab) is the source of this 502-nucleotide messenger RNA. Its product is annotated as protein CEBPZOS-like. NCBI's taxonomy places the organism in Eukaryota, Metazoa, Chordata, Actinopteri, Pleuronectiformes, Pleuronectidae. The transcript is spliced from 4 exons. The record is from RefSeq and is a predicted model, not a curated record. The coding region runs from base 252 to 488 and encodes 78 amino acids.
CUCAUUAGCCGUUAGCAUAGGUCGUUACCUUCCUUUGGCCAUGAGAUUGUGUGUUAGCCGUUAGCUUCUGUUAGCUGAUAGCUUCGCUUCGUAAAUAUCGUGUGUGUAAGCCGAUUGUUUAUCUUAGCCAUUAGCUUAUGCUAGCAUCUCUGAGCUGCGAGCUUCGUUUAGCUGUUAGCUCCUGUUAGCUUCUGUUAGCACAACACGAGGGCAGAGGAAACACGUGACUCUGUGUUCACACCGAGCUGAAGAUGUCUGCCAGGCCUGUGAUGAAGAGGCUGAUGAAGGCCGUGGUCGCUGUGGAGCUGCUGGGACUCUGUGGAGCUUAUGGUCUGUUUCACAAGAUGAACGACAGCAGAGACUUCAGGAACUCGGUGAACAGACGGUUUCCAUCGGUGCUGGAAGUUUACUACCAGUCCAACGAGUGGGCGGGGCUGAACGGGAUCCGAGAGGGAGACCACGAGGCCUGGUCGGCCAAAAAGGACUGAACCCCCCCCCCCCC